UUCCGGAGGAUACAAUUGAUGAAGGUGAAGAGGUUGACGCCGAUUGAAGAGGAAGAAGAAGAGGAGGAACUUAAUGGCCGAUUAAGACAUAGGAGAGGUAACAAAGGUGGGAGUGUUGGUGGUAGAAUGGAGACUACUCCAAGUAGCUCUAAUGUUGGUACUGCUAACAAUGUGGUGCCCCCUCCGCCGUCGUUGCCGCCUCAUGAUGAUAGAGGGAGCAGAACACCGCCACCCCCGCCGCCCGAGGUGAGUAACCAAACUUGGGAUUACUUCUUCAAUACGGAGGAUAUGCCGGGUGGGAGCUUGAGGGAUGAUGAUGAUAUGAGAGGGGAGUAUGAUCGUACUGUGUAUCAUCAACACAGGGCAAUGAUGAGUUCAGCUGCUUCUGCUUCGGUUACUACUACGGUUCCGCCUUCGAUUGAGAUGGUUGAGGAGAUGGUAAUGCCGGUAUCGGAGAAGCCGCCAAUGCCGAUGAUGGGAGGAGGAGGUGGGGGAGGGAGGAUGAUGAAGAAGGGGAAGCAGGUGGUGGGGCAAGGUGGGAGUGGUGGGGGUGGAGAAGGGAGAAGGAAGAAUGUGAAUUUAGUUCAGAUUUUUAGUGAUUUGGAUGAUUGUUUUCUUAAAGCUUCUGAGAGUGCUCAUUUGGUUUCCAAGAUGCUUGAGGCUACUCGGUUGCAUUACCAUUCUAAUUUUGCUGAUAAUAGGGGGCACAUUGAUCACUCAGCAAGAGUCAUGCGAGUUAUCACAUGGAAUAGAUCUUUUAGAGGUCUCCCCAAUGCAGAAGAAUUUAAGGAUGAUUUUGAUUCUGAAGAGAAUGAAACUCAUGCCACUGUGCUGGAUAAGCUGCUUGCUUGGGAGAAAAAGUUAUAUGAUGAAGUGAAGGCAGGUGAAAUCAUGAAGUUUGACUAUCAGAGGAAAGUUGCACUAUUGAACAAACAAAAGAAACGGGGUACCAACCCUGAAUCAUUGGAGAAGACAAAAGCUGCUGUAAGCCAUCUACACACAAGGUACAUUGUGGAUAUGCAGUCUAUGGAUUCAACGGUCUCAGAAAUAAGCCGGCUGCGAGAUGAGCAGUUAUACCCAAAGCUUGUGGCACUUGUUGAUGGGAUGGCCACAAUGUGGGAAGCUAUGCAAGUGCACCAUCAGAAUCAGGUAAAGAUAGCUUCAAACUUAAGAUUGAUUGACAUCUCCCAGUCCACCAAGGAAACAACCGACCAACACUACAAGCAAACCUGUCAGCUUUGGGUUAUAGUUCAGGACUGGCACACAAGUUUUGAAAAAAUGGUGAACCAUCAAAAAGAGUAUAUCAAAGCCCUUAACAGCUGGUUGAAACUUAAUCUUAUUCCUAUUGAAAGCAGCUUGAAAGAGAAGGUUUCAUCUCCCCCAAGACCUCAGAAUCCUCCCAUUCAAGUCCUCCUCCUUGCCUGGCAUGAUCACCUUGAUAAACUCCCCGACGAACAUGCAAAGAGUGCAAUACAUAACUUUGCUGCUCUUUUGGAUACUAUAGUCCAACAGCAGGAAGAAGAAAUGAGAUCAAGGGCAAAGGUGGAAGAAUCAAGAAGGGAUCUGGAAAAAAAACAGCGCCACUAUAAUAAAUGGCUUAGCGAGUAUAUGCAGAAAAAGAUUCCUAACGAUGAUGCUGACCCUGCUUCUGUCGGAGAUGAAUUUGUCCACAAGGAUGAACUUAUGGUGGAGAAGGAAUUUGUGGUUGAGAAUGCUAAGAAGAAACUUGAAGAGGAUACUGAGAUUUACGAACGGCUAUGUACUCAGGUAAGGGAGAAGUCACUGGCAAGCCUUAAGACUAGAUUGCCAGAGUUGUUCCGAACACUAUCAGAAUUUGCGCUUUCUGCUUCAGAUAUGUACAGUAAUCUGAAGAGUCUCACUCACUCUCACUCUUCUCAGAGUCGUAAACAAAAGGAAACCACGAAUGCAUAGAACUGGUAUUUAAUUGGCCGAACUUGGAGCUAGUGUUUAUAUAUUUUGUCAAAAAAAUUAUUUGUUCUUUUCGGAGGAAGGAGAGGGGUGAAAAAAAUGCCCUAUUAAAAUAUACAAGUGUGAAGAUUUGUAGAUUUGUAGUUGCAUUAGCCAGAUUGUAAUUGUGAAGAUACAGAGGUUGAAUUAACGAAGUUACUGUGAUUAUUAUCCUCUGAAAGCAUUUGCUGAAGUAAACUUGAUAGAGGCAUUCAUCGAGACAUCGAUCUUGCACGAGUUAUUGGCUUCUUAGAUCAUUUUAAUUGACUGCUAUCUUCUGAUAUCAAUAUUAAUAUGUACAUUGUCUAGAUUCUUUCUCAUAAACUCUGAACCAGAAAACAAUAUACUCCAAGAAAUUUGACAUCUCGGAGCCACAACAGUAAGUAUCAUAGAGAUUAAAAAAAAAAAAGGUCCCCAGAAUUGUAUUCUACACUUGAUUCAGAAAGAAGAGUUUAGGUAGCCCUGCCGCCCUGGGCUACAGGAAAGUGCUCCUCUUUUUCGUUGUUCCGUCCAGAGAUGUUCCGCCAGUGGUGGCCGGAAUUGCCAUGGACAACGGUUUCUUAUUUCGGGUAUGGUGGCUGUGUGUUGGGUUUUUGUUUUAAAAGUGAGCUGUUCAGUUUAUUUAGGUGAUUUAAAUGAUUUUGCAAGGCAUGGCCAUAUAAGUGUGAACCAGCCUCAUAAUAUGAUUUUGCAAUUAUUGUUAGUGUUGGAUAUGUGUUAAUCCGUGUCUCUGUAUGUUUUUCAAGUAUUGUGUUAUGAAUACAUGUCUGGUACAAGUACUGAAUUGAAGUACAUAUUAACAUAUAUGUUUGUCUUACCUAAAAAAAAUUAAAUAAAAUACUAUUUAAGUGUGUGGAAUAACAUUGUCGCCGAUAUGGAUUAGGUAAUUAAUCGAGUUGGGUUUUUGCAUUUGGAUCAUGUCCAAACCAGCCCAUUACCUAUAUUGGCAUCUAUCGCCAUCCACAUGGAGACCUGCUUCUGGCCACGUGGACAUCCACCGCCCACUUGACAAGACAUUCAUGUGGACCGAAACAUAACAUUUGCUAAGGGAUUUAUAUAAAUAUCCCAACAUAUCUUACUUCUAAAGUCAAUAUUUUUAACCUAAAUGUUUUUAAACUACAUUCUUAUUCAUAUCAUACCCGUAUUGCAGGGGCGGAGCCAAUUAAGGGACAUGUGGGGACACUUGUCCCCCCAUUUUCAAAAAAAAAAAAAGAAAAAAUAUUAAAAAAAAAAACUGAAAGAAACACGCUG
Molecule: messenger RNA, 3219 nt
Organism: Chenopodium quinoa (quinoa)
Lineage: Eukaryota; Viridiplantae; Streptophyta; Magnoliopsida; Caryophyllales; Amaranthaceae
Exons: 4
Coding region: 19-1932 (637 amino acids)
Source: RefSeq, a predicted model, not a curated record